UGUUGACAUGUUGGUAAAAACAUGGCGAAGGUGGAAGAGAAGCCAAAUGAUUUCUUUGAGCAGUUAGAACGUGUAUUUCCAAUAAUUAAAGGAAAGGUUCAAGAGGUGUGCACAGAAGAGGAAUUUGCGAAUUUAGUGGAGAUCAUACAAUUUGUCAAGACAACGGAAUAUAUUAUAGAGAUUGUGAUUCAUAACAUAGAACAAUAUAUCCGUUGUCAUGUGGCACCAACAUUCUGGAAGAAGUUUGAGUAUACGAAAGAUAGCCAACAGGGUUUUGAAUUGUUCAAAUCUGCUGUUGAUGGUCUGUACACCAGUCUGACAGAGUUUCUGCCAAUUCUAAAAAAGCUAGAAUUUUUAAGACAGAAUAAAGGUGAAACACCAAGUGUCGAGAACAAUAUAGAUAUAGAGGCACAAUUCAAGCUUAUCGUAAGAGCAACAUUAUUGAGCCAAUUACCUCUGUAUCAUGAAUGUAUCGUAGAACACUUUUAUAAAAUUGCAUUUAAUGUAUUUUGCAAUUCGGAUAACACGUCACAAGUAGAUAUAUCAAUCAGCGAGAUCCAGUGUACAGGAUGUGGCCAGGAAAUGGAGAAUUGCCGAUGCCAGAUGAUAGUUUAUAUGUUUCACGAAACAAACAGAAAAUUAAUCGAGUUGGAGUUAUUGGAGAGGCUUGUGGGAAAUGUACUCACAUCACUAAUUCAUAUUCGUAUCAAGAAUCAUGUAAUUCAAACAUGUGAUAAGACGUUCGAUGUGUCGCAAUUAAUCUUGUUAGAAAAUUGGCUUGAGACUGUCGUCAUGAAUUGGUUGAUAAGAGUUUACUCUGGUGGUUUCUCGAAAACGGUAGCACUUAGCGAUAAUGUUCAUAACGCCAUAAACAAGUUCAAACAGAAACUAUCUCAUUUUUUGUAUGAAACGUACACUAACAUAAGAAUUGAUCAUCUCUUUAACAUAAUAAUAGAAUAUCCCGAGUCGCAGCCUGCGGUGGAUGAUCUCCGAAUUUGUUUAGAAAGAACCGAUAAACGGAUGGUUCUGGUUAAUAAUCUACAGGAAGCGAUCAAAACACGGCUCUUACAUGCUGGUGUGAACACUCCAGAUAUAGUGACCGCUUAUAUUGCUGCGAUCAAAGCGCUUAAGCAUCUCGAUCCAACCGGGGUUCUUCUAGAAGCCGUAACAGAACCUAUCAAGUGCUACUUGAGGAGCAGAGAAGACACCGUACGUUCGGUUGUUAAUAGUUUGCUUGAUGAUUCACCCAGUGAGUUAGCCGACGAAUUGGUGAAAGGCGAAUGCUUGCAGCUGGAUGAUGGUUCGGCGGACGAUGAGACUGAAGAUUGGGAAAAAUGGAUGCCGGAUCCAGUCGAUGCUGAUCCCGCUAAAUCGACACAGCGUAAAGUGUCCGAUAUCAUCUCUACGUUGGUGAACGUUUACGGCAGCCAGGAUUUAUUCGUCAACGAGUAUCGUACAUUACUGGCGGAUAGACUGCUCUCUCAACUCAACUAUCAUACUGAACGCGAAAUACGUCACUUAGAGUUGUUGAAGAGGCGAUUUGGGGAGAAUCAAUUACAUUACUGCGAAGUUAUGUUGAAGGAUGUUUAUGAUUCGAAAAGGAUAGAUGGUAACAUUCACUCCGAUACCAGUUACAAUUUGCAGAGGGAACUCUUUCCUACCUCCGCACUGAUACUAUCGGCGCAAUUCUGGCCGCCGUUCAAGGAAGACUGGAAAUUGAAACUGCCAAGCAUCGUGCAGAAUCAACUGAAUAAAUAUGUAAAGGCGUUUGAGGCCUUGAAGGGAAACAGGACGGUCUGCUGGAAGCCUCACUUAGGAAACGUGAGCCUGGAAAUCGAAUUGAAGGACAGAAAGCUAGAUAUAAACGUCACACCGGUGCACGCAACGAUUAUCUUGCACUUUCAGGAUAAAAAUGAGUGGACUUUGCAAGAUCUGGCGGAAGUAAUGCACGCACCGGCGACUGUUCUUCGACGCAAAAUGGCAUUUUGGGUGUCGCAAGGCCUUCUAAAGGAGACUUCUAGCGAUGUGUUCGUUUUGCAAGAGGAAAGUACGUCGAAAAACCGUUUGUCGACGGAUAUCGUCGAGGAGGAGGAGACUGAGAGUGCAAUGGCUUCAGCCAGCGAUCAGAGAGAGGAGGAGUUGCAAGUGUUCUGGUCGUACAUCGUUGGAAUGUUGACAAAUCUAGAUUCAUUGCCAAUAGAGAGGAUUCAUCAAAUGUUAAAAAUGUUUGCGUCGCAAGGACCAGGUGCUGUCGAAUGCGGCUUACCAGAAUUGAGGCAGUUUCUGGAUAGAAAAGUCAGGGAACAUCAACUAUUACUCUCCGGUAGUUUCUACCGAUUACCAAAGUCAUAA
Cyphomyrmex costatus is the source of this 2352-nucleotide messenger RNA. RefSeq names its product anaphase promoting complex subunit morula (gene morula). The record is from RefSeq and is a predicted model, not a curated record. Gene Ontology annotation, biological process: ubiquitin-dependent protein catabolic process; metaphase/anaphase transition of mitotic cell cycle; protein K11-linked ubiquitination. The transcript is spliced from 8 exons. Gene Ontology annotation, cellular component: anaphase-promoting complex. Gene Ontology annotation, molecular function: ubiquitin protein ligase binding. The coding region runs from base 22 to 2352 and encodes 776 amino acids. NCBI's taxonomy places the organism in Eukaryota, Metazoa, Arthropoda, Insecta, Hymenoptera, Formicidae.